Messenger RNA from Anneissia japonica, 1777 nucleotides. Its product is annotated as GLIPR1-like protein 1. Bases 94 to 918 code for a protein of 274 amino acids. Lineage: Eukaryota; Metazoa; Echinodermata; Crinoidea; Comatulida; Comatulidae. The record is from RefSeq and is a predicted model, not a curated record. The transcript is spliced from 9 exons. Gene Ontology annotation, cellular component: extracellular region.
CGUCUAUAUAAGUUGAUAAAAUUUUUAAUUCUGAAGCACUGUCGUUUUGUUGUCACAAUCUGCUUUUUUUGUAGCUAGAAAGUUGUGAAAACCAUGACGAUCGUAUUUUUCUGUUUGGUAUUGGUAGUCUUCGUACAGAAUGCGAACAGUCUUCGUGAGGAGGAAAUGAAAUACAUUGUUGAUAUUCACAAUGAGUAUCGAAGGAACGUAACGCCCAACGCAGCAGACAUGCGCAAACUGGAAUGGGACCAGGAGGUUGCGGCGGUCGCCGCGGAUUGGGCAUCGCGGUGUCCGAGUGGCCAUAAUUACGGAAGCGGAUAUGGAGAAAACCUGGCAUUCAGUUCGGAACCAUACACCGGUAACAUAUAUACCACUUUGCAUGGUGCUCUUAAGUCAUGGUACGACGAAAGCGAACAUUACAAGUAUAACAAAGAACAAUGCGAUGGAGUCUGCGGCCAUUAUACCCAGAUGGUCGACACAAGAAGCUUGAAGAUUGGCUGCGCUACCAACUACAAUAAAUGUCCGGGGAUAUUCGGGUAUAUUCUUGUAUGCAAUUACUCACCAGCUGGUAACUUCAACGGCAAAAGGCCUUACCAGAAGGGAAAAACAUGCUCAAAAUGUCCUGACAACACCAAGUUCUGUGUUGACAAAUUUUGCGCUGCGUGCGAAGAUGGGAAUUGUAAGUGCAAGAGAAAGUGCAAGAAAGGUGUAUUAAAUAAGGAGACAUGUACCUGUGACUGCUACAAAAAUAAGGGUUAUUACGGCUCAUUUUGCAGUGAGAAGUGUAAAAACACAGACGACUGUAUCUACGAAUCGUGGCCCGACGAAAAUGUUUGCACCAGUGAUUAUUUCACCAAACUUUGCCCCCUCAAGUGUCAUCCAGAUUGCGCGUACUACAAGAAGAAAAAGGGUUUUUAAGUAUAAACUAUCAUCACAAAAUGGUAAUAAAUAAUUGAUUAUUAUUAUUGUAAUUAUUAUGGUUUAGAGGCCUUAUCCUUUGUAAGUAUGUUACGAUGGAAACAUGAUACAUUUAUUGCUUUGAUUUCGUUUUUGACUGGACUGUAUUUUGCAUUUAUGGCGGACUCGGCGUUCCGUAUGCUGUUCUCUAAAGAAAACUAUUUGCUGCCCUCCCAAGAUAACAAAUGAUAUUUAACUGUUGAACUUGAACAGUUUCGUUACUAGGCUCCAAUACUGGAGCCUAAUAGUAGGCCUCGCCUAUUUAAUGGCUGAUGUUUCGAGUUAUCUUUUAAAGCUAUUGUUACAUCUUUCAAAGAAAGAUUGUUAUAUAUUUUAUUAUAGUUAAUAUAAUUAUAUUGUUAUAUAGUAUAUUACUAUUUGCUUUAUUUUAUUUAUAUUCUUAUGUUUUUCAGCAUCAUACCAAAUUAUUAGUUACGAUUUGUGUUGUGAAGUUCAAAAAAUUGUAAUUAUUAUUACCAACACAGAUGAGCUUUCAUUCUAAUACCAAAUAAUAACAAAAAGCGAUAUCAACUCUUGUUAAUGUUACGUAUGUCUUUAUACAUUUUAUAAACGAGUAACAUUUGUAGGUCCUUCCCAAGUUAUUGUGAUUGCUAAUAAAACUGUGCGUUUAGAAAAAUAUUUCAAAAGUAUUUCAUACUGAUUAAACUUUAACCUUAUGUCUGCCUUAAUUAGUGCUACCGCGGUUGCUGAUUAUUAUUAUUUCAUACUUUUCAAAGAAGAUGUUUUAUAAAUAAUUAAGCCUAAGAAAUGUAUACAUAUUUUUGUUGUUUUAUAUAUUUUGUGUUGAUUUCCCCCUACA